Messenger RNA from Myotis lucifugus (little brown bat), 1736 nucleotides. RefSeq names its product phospholipid phosphatase 5 (gene PLPP5). Gene Ontology annotation, molecular function: phosphatidate phosphatase activity. The record is from RefSeq and is a predicted model, not a curated record. The coding region runs from base 31 to 831 and encodes 266 amino acids. Lineage: Eukaryota; Metazoa; Chordata; Mammalia; Chiroptera; Vespertilionidae. Gene Ontology annotation, biological process: phospholipid metabolic process. The transcript is spliced from 7 exons.
CGUCAGCGCGCGUCCGGGCUGAGCGGCGGCAUGGCUCGGAUGAGGAAGGCAGCGGCGGCCUUCGGGGCCGAACUGGGCGUGCGGAUCGCACUGUUCACGGCCUUCCUGGUAACAGAGCUUCUCCCUCCCUUCCAGAGGCUUAUCCAGCCCGAGGAGAUGUGGCUGUACCGGAAUCCGUAUGUGGAAGCAGAGUAUUUCCCUACCAAGUCGAUGUUUGUCAUUGCAUUUCUCUUUCCACUGUCUCUGAUCCUCCUGGCCAAAUGUCUCAAGAAGGCGGACACAACGGACAGCAAACAAGCCUGCCUGGCUGCCAGCCUUGCCCUGGUUCUGAAUGGUGUCUUUACCAACACAAUAAAGCUGAUAGUGGGGAGGCCACGCCCGGACUUCUUCUACCGCUGCUUCCCUGAUGGGCAAGCCCAUUCUGACUUGACGUGCACGGGAGAUGAGGAUGUGGUGAAUGAGGGCCGUAAGAGCUUCCCUAGUGGACAUGCUUCCUUUGCAUUUGCUGGGCUGGCCUUUGCUUCCUUCUACCUGGCAGGGAAGUUACACUGCUUCACACCACAGGGCCGUGGAAAAUCUUGGAGGUUCUGUGCCUUUCUGUCACCUCUUCUUCUAGCAACUGUGAUUGCACUGUCCCGCACCUGUGACUACAAGCAUCACUGGCAAGAUGUUCUAACUGGAUCCGUGAUUGGCCUGACAUUUGCCUAUGUCUGCUACCGGCAGUAUUACCCUCCUCUGACUGAUGCAGAAUGCCAUAAACCAUUUCACAACACACUUGUACUUCCCACUGCACAAAAGAAUUCUAUGGAUCCUUAUCAUCUUGAUAUUUAGAAACUAGAGCUACCUCAAUGGAGAAGAAUAGGUGAAUCAGCCCCUCCUCUCUGGACCAUGGGAAGACAAGAAUUUCCUACCUUUUGACCUGUUAAAAGAUACAAGUGAGGACAUCAGCAUUUCAUUCUGUUCCAUAUAAUUAUGCAGUUUUUCCCCUGCUCACAUGAAUUCAUGAGGAGUCACAAGGUUCCUUUUCACUACUGUAUGCCAUGCAUUCUCAUAAGAGAUCAAUAAUACUCCAACAGCGUACGAAUCUGUUUCAUAAGCUUGGUAUCCCAAGGUCUACAGAGGUGUUUCUCCAUAUAAUGCCUUUGUUGUUGUUGUUGUUAAUCCUCACCCAAGGAUAUUUUUUCCAUUGAUUUUGAGAGAGAGUGGGAGGGAGGGGGAGAGACAGAGGGAGAGAAACAUAGAUUGGUUGCCUCCCACACACACUCCAACCCUGAGGAUUGAGUCUCCAACUGAGGUACAUGCCCUUGACUGGAAUCAAACCCGAGAUCCUUCAGUCCAUAGGCUGACACUCUAUCUACUGAGCCAAACCGGCUAGGGCAUAAAUGCCUCCCUUAGAAGGAUCUUGUCACAAGGAAGCCUUUACAUAGCCCUACUUUAUCCUAAAAGCUAGAGUCAAUUCUCAAAACUUCAUUUCCUAUACCUCAAAAUCUUAAAAUUUAGGGCAUGACCAACUACAUUAUUUUAGUUCCGUUUACUUUCUCUGGUGACAGUUCCAUCAAGCCUUAACUAGGGGAGUAUCCGUUUCUGGCUGGUUUACCACUGCUUUGCAUAUCUUAUCCAAGUCCAGCUAGAUAGUGCUGUCUAUUUUAAUACUGUGGACAUAAAUGAUUUGUCAAAUUACUAAGUAAACACAAUAAAAAAGAAAAUGGUUAGGAGUGUGGUUUCAGUGCUAAUAA